GAGGAAUAUUCAAUUGGGAUUUAUCGAUUAUGCCCUUUUUUUCUCGAUUGAAGCUGUGUCUUUUUGAAAACGCAGAAGAAUCUCUUCUAUCGACAUCCCUGAGUUCCUGAGUACGUUAUUAAAUUCGCGUUGUAUUGCGCAUGCGUGAGUUUCCCUCCAGCUGGAAACGAUUGCACAUUUGCACUACGCUUGAGAAAAGACCAUUCUAUAGUUGAAGAUGGCCGCUUAAAGUACUCGUCAACAUGCCUGCUGCAAAAAUGUAUCCGUCUGCGAUAGAAAUCCUCGACGCUGCUGCGAAAUCGACACGAAUUAUCACGACAGCAAAUAAGGAUUUAAAUAACAACGUUUUGUUUACGUGCGAGGAUUGUGAUUUCACAAAGAAUUCGCCGUCGUGUUGUGAACAAUAUCUACUACGUGAUCACAUUCGUCACGUUUGCGAACAUUGUAUCUCUCCUUACAAAGACUUUGUAAGAAGACGGAGAAGUAGUGGUGGAAUACCAAUCUGUUGAGUAAGGAUAUGCCAGGAAUUUAUGUACAUCUUGGAUCUCUGCAUCUCGACUUCUCUAGCAAGUUCGCCUCGUAUUCAUCAGCAAUCUCUUCUUGUGAAUCCAAUAUACAUUCUUCACAACACAUAGAGACACAUUCUGCAGGCACAAUGGAAAGAAUAUAUACUAUGAAUCCCGUUUUACGUGGAGAAAACAAUACAUCUAUGAAAGGUCAGAGAAAAAGUUUCUUCCAAACUGUUUGGGAUCGGUAUAUUGGCAGAAACUUUUCAAGAAUACCAACUAUCUUUUCAUCGAAAAUGAAUCCACUGUCUGUAACGCUUGUAAAUGAUGAAAUAUUAAUGCCUGAGUUUAUUGAAAAAUCGGACAUACAAGAGGAAAAAUCCAUUGAUAUUAGGCAUAUGAGUAAAGUUAUUUUGGAAACUAUGCAAUCCCCUACUACAGUUGUUCCAUUUAUCAGAAAUUGCCCAAAUACUUUGUCCGAUUUUGAAUGUUAUUUUGGCAAUGAUUUUAACAAAAUGGAACAACAAAUAAUAAAACAAGACAACAAAGAUAUAACCAUAGAAAAUCUUAUAUAUAAUAUGAUGAACUUUAAUAUCACGUGCAAAGAUAAAAGUACAAUGGAAUCUCAUUCUGUGUCGAAUAUUCGCGAGACCAAAGAUUUGAAUAAUAUAAAUAAUAAAUCUUGUUCUACAGAAAUUGAUUUACAGAAUCGCACAGAUACCGAUAAAGAUACAUUAGAUAUGGACAAGAAUCCUGCCUCUAAUGAUGUUAACGUUAUUGAAGACGCCAAGACUUUCCUUAUAGUUUCCCAUUCGGAUGUGCCAGAACUCGUAAAACCCGUCAAGAAAACUCCAAUAUCGGCACGUUUGUCCGUCAUGUGUCGAAAUGCUUGGAAUAGCCUUACCACUCGAUUUUAUUGUAGAACAAACUCUGUGCAAUCGGAAAAAUGCGUCAAGCGCUCGUCGUAUUUAUUGAAGCGACAUCGUCGGAGAAGGGCCAACGCUAUUGCGAUGGGCAGAGGUCGCGGUAGAGAGAGAUGCCAACUUAGACGUUCCGGGGUGAGUCAAACCAGACAUCGGAAGGAACUUACCAGGCGCAAUCUCGCCAUGAUUAUUGAAUUAGAUUGCAAAAUUUUUCGAAACGACGAGAUACAAUAUUAUGGAAUACAAAACGAUCAUUCAUUAAAUGACGAAUCUGAUAACUUGGACGACAUGGAUGGUUACGAUGUUCCAGAUGGUGCUUUGCUCGUAAAGCGGAUUAGUCCUGUAAUAUUUAAUUUUUCCGAUGCAACGCCUACGAAACGAAAGCCGCAGACACCCGAGGAUCAAGAAAUAAUAAAAGACCCGACUAGAGUGCGUUAUGUAAUCGAUCCUUCGAUAAAGAGUAAUAUAGAUCAUAAGACGAAAACAUUUAAUAUAGAGGAAAAUCUAGAGUCGCAGUCGGUGAACUCUGUCGAUUCUGAAGAUAGUUUUGUAGUUUUUGCAGCUAGCGAUAAUGAAGCGCCGAAACGGGAGGCGGUGGAAUAUUCGACCGAAAUGCAUUACAUUAAUUCGAUAAAGAUCAACGAGAAUAAUAGUGAAAUGUAUGAUACACAUGAUAAUUCAUUCCGAUCGCGAUUAUUGUCGGAAUGUUCUGUCGAUUCCGAAGAUAGUUUUAUAAUUUUCAGAGAUAUCGGAAAUGAAUCUCCCAAGAAGCAGGAAACAAUGAAAUAUUCGACCAGAGUACGUUAUGUAGUUGAUCCUUUAACAAAGAUCAAUAGCAGUUACCGCAAGGAUUACAAUAGCGAAACGUAUAAUGUGCUAAAAGAUACGUUACGACCACGGUUAUUGUCGGAGAGUUCUUCCGCCGAUUCGGAAGAUAGUUUUAUAGUUUUUGAAGGCAGCGACGACGAAUCACCAAAGCAAGACGCGACAGAAGAUUCAAUAUAUGAUAUAUCUGAUUCUUCGACGGAAAUCAACAAUGAUCACUGCAAAAAUUAUAAUAAAAGAUAUAUGCAUGAAGAUUUGUUCCAAUUCUCAGAAAGUGCCGAAGAUACUGAUGAUAGUUUCUGCAUAGUAUUCAACAGUGAAUUGGAACAGAACUGCGCGACCGAUAACUGCGCGAACGUUAACUGUAUUAAAACAGACAUGUCUACUUCCAUGCAAGACAACUCAAUAGAGGACGAAACAAUGAUUGAAAACAAUAAAGAUAGUGAGAAAUCAACAGUACAAACAAAGAAGGUGAGUUUUGCUUCAACUCCAAUCGUACACAUCAUGGUAACAUGGAAUUAUGCAUAUCGAGCAGCUCGGAAAGGUCAGUGGGAAGAAAUGGCACGGGAUAAUGAAAGAUUUAAAGGACGUAUAAAUUCCAUUGCAGCUGUCCUUAAUCCAAUUUUAACAAGUAAACAUCGCUCUAAAGUUUGGCAAGAACGAUUCACUUUUCAAGAGUAACUUGCACUUUUAACAGUAUAAAAUAAUUUGUAAUAGAAAAAAGAAGAAAAGCAGAAAAAGAGAGACACAAAGAGAAUGAUUGUAUCAGGUAUUGCAUUAAAUAUGUAAUUAUAUUCUAAUGUAAUGUAUGAUACAAUUUUUUUUUAACGCACAUACAUAUCUUUUUUUUUGCUUUUUCUACAUUCUCUACUAUAAAUGAUCUCUUAUACUGUUAAAUAAGAUAUAGUAAAUUUAAAAUAUAUAGGAAAUAAUGCAUAAGUAGAUAAUAAUUUAUAUUGUUUAAAUAGUAGUAUAAGAUAAAAGUAAAAUUAAUAUUUUCGAAAUGCAGAAAAUGGCUGUGAACAUUAUUACAAAGAAAUCGUUUUUAGUGUAUGGCUGAGAUAUAUAUAUGGUGUCCAAUAUGAUGUUUUUUUUUAUUUUUAAUAAGUCAAAAUAGUCAGAUUAUUAAUUUUAUAAUAUUAAUUUUUGCAUUUAGAAAGUUUCUAGCAGCUUUAUUGAAAAUAGACUUUAAUAGAAAAAUGUGCACAAACUUUUCUAAUCUGAUAAAAAUAUCACUUUUGUAAUGUUUUAUGAUUACAUCAAGAAUUUUGUCUUGGAGUUCUAAUGACAUAUAACUUUAAACUUUUAAUGCAAUUGAGUACAAUGCAAUAUAUAUAUAACAAUAGUAUAUUUAAAACAUAUAUAUUGGACAAGUUACUAAAUGUUUUUAAUUAAAGUUCUUAAUAGAUUAUAUAGGAUGUAUCAGUUACAAAAUAAUUAUAUAUAUUUCUCUGCCAUUGUUUAAAAAUAAACAUUGUAUAAUAAUUGUAAUAUAAAAAUUCCAAAAUACGUUCAUAUUUUUUCAUAACAAUAAAACGUGCAACAUCUAUACUCUAAAGAUGCAUUGCAAAUAGAAGGUACUUUAAGAACUCAUGUUCACAUGCAUUUCCAAACCUUUGGAAUUAUCAUUUUCUGUUAUAUUAUGUCUUUUGUAACUUUGUUUUUCUUUCUAACAUUGACAUGCAUAAGAAUUGAGUGCAUUCAUUUUAAAAACGAUAAAAAUAUUAAUGAAAAUUAUAGUAAUAUAAGUAUAUAACGAAGAAAAUUUAAAUAAAAAAUAUUUAAUGCCUUUUGUUAAGUGUGAAAUAUAAUAUAAUUCUCGGAUCUGUAUUUUAUUAUAUACUCUAUUCCCUUUUUUCAUUCGGUAAUCUAUGGAAAUAACUGAAUUAGAUAACAGAGCUAUUAUAUUUUACAGACAAAUUUUUGAAAUACAUUUCUGUGUAUAUGUGUAAUGGUUGUUGCUUAAAAUCCGAUUGCACCAAUAUUUUGGUUUUAAGCGAGACUUAAAACUUUUGGCUUUUGGCAAUAACCAUAAUAUAUGGCUUUUGACUUUAGUCUUUAGAUUGUAACUUAAUCGUUAAUUUAUUAUUUAAAGCUGAAAGUUUUAAGUCUCAUUUAAAACCAAAAUAACAUUGAUGUAAGCAGAUCUAUGUGGAUAUAAUAUAGAAACCAGAACUCGAUAAAAUUUAUAUUACAUAUAUUUUAGACUUUGAAAUCAUUUACAAAGUUCCAUUAAUGUAAUUAUUUUCUGUAUAAUAGUACAUUAAAUAGAUCACUUUGAACCAUAACCAUCAAUGUAUAUUUAUAACAAUGUAUAUAUAAUGUCUCAUAUAUACAAAAGUUCAUGUACAUAAUUUAUAUGUCGCGAGUUGCGAAAUUGACGGAUAAAUCGACGGACAAAUUUUAAAACGACAAGGCCUAUCAGAAAUGUACGGUAUUUUUAUUUGUAGUUGUAUACAUACACACAUUUUCACACACAUACAUUAGCUUUGGUAUCUUAGGUGUAAUAAAAAUAGUAUAGAGAGAAAAGAUGAUUUUAUCACGAAUAAAGAAUUUUCGUGACAAAUA
Cataglyphis hispanica is the source of this 4822-nucleotide messenger RNA. RefSeq lists its product as uncharacterized. The record is from RefSeq and is a predicted model, not a curated record. Bases 518 to 2935 code for a protein of 805 amino acids. Gene Ontology annotation, cellular component: protein phosphatase type 1 complex; endoplasmic reticulum. Gene Ontology annotation, biological process: response to endoplasmic reticulum stress. Lineage: Eukaryota; Metazoa; Arthropoda; Insecta; Hymenoptera; Formicidae. Gene Ontology annotation, molecular function: protein phosphatase regulator activity. The transcript has 3 exons.